Molecule: messenger RNA, 1772 nt
Organism: Oncorhynchus gorbuscha (pink salmon)
Lineage: Eukaryota; Metazoa; Chordata; Actinopteri; Salmoniformes; Salmonidae
Product: guanine nucleotide exchange factor MSS4-like
Exons: 2
Coding region: 529-930 (133 amino acids)
Biological process (GO): post-Golgi vesicle-mediated transport; small GTPase-mediated signal transduction
Cellular component (GO): membrane; cytosol
Molecular function (GO): guanyl-nucleotide exchange factor activity; zinc ion binding
Source: RefSeq, a predicted model, not a curated record
UUAUCACAAGUGUAUGUCUAUUUUGAUCUUAUCCAAAUGAAAAUGGUUUGGUUUUAAACAUAUGCGAUAUAGUAGACUAACUAUUUCCCCAAAAUAUAGAUGAAAUUACAUUAUUUGUUUAAUUGUAGAUAAAGAACAACCUAGCAGCAGUUAUUUAAAAAUCAAACCAAUCAAUCAUCAUAUAUGAAGAAGGAACGAUAUAAUUGAGCGAUGUGGACUCUGAACGGAAGUUUCAGCGGGUGCACACUCCAGCAACGCUUGUUUGGUCGUUUUUUUGUACAAAAUGUUGAUAUGGCGGUGUGCUUUUACUAGUUACAUUACUUGCACUAGCCGCUUGGUAAUAGUUUAGGUAUACUCUUUCUGGGCAGCUUAUACAGCAGAGGUGAGUUGACGCCUCAAAAUUCACGUUAAUUUAGCUAGAUUGGUUACAUUAGUUGAAAGAAAUAUAUAGAGCAGUGGUUUGACUAUAGCUAACCACCUUAGCAUUCGCUUUAUAAGUGUAGUAUAGUCACAUAAAUUGCGUUCAACAUGGACAACCAAGAACAGUGCUCUCCCACUGAAGGAUGCGUCGACCUGUCUACGCUGGUGUCGGGGGUUGGAAAGAAUAUCAAGUCAGUUUUGUGCCAACGUUGUGGAUCGAAGGUCCUCUGCCCAGGGAUGGCGGUGUUUACGGAGAAGGAGCUGUUCCUGCCCUCAAUGCGCAAGAAGACCACUAUCACCCAAUCAGAGGGAUCCGUGGAUGGGGACACACUGACUACCCACUGGUUAGUCGACGACAUGUACACUUUUGAGAAUGUGGGCUUCACAAAGGAUGUGGGGAGAAUCAAGUACCUCAUUUGUGCAGACUGUGAGAUUGGACCCAUAGGCUGGCACUGCCUGGAUGACAAAAAGAGUUUCUAUGUUGCAUUGGAAAGAGUCAAUCAUGCCUAGUGUGGCCCAUUGUAAGAACCUGAGAGUGUACACAUUUGGAACUGAAGGACAAGACAGACCAACACGAACGUCAGCCGUGCGCAGUAGAUUACUUGUUGGGUGUCGACGGACAGUGCCUAUUCAACAUGUAGAGAAGUCAACAGAAAAUGGCGGCAAAUGUUCUGUGGUCAGAGGCGAUAGGACGGUCACCCACUGUGCAUGGGCAACAAGCAUUGGUAUCUCUUGUCCUUUAAUUCUUUCCGGCCUUCACUUUCCCUCUGGCUGGUGCUGGAUGACUCCUUAGUUCUUCAAAGCCAAGUGUUCUUCAAUUCCUUUGUUUAUUACUGAUCAACAAUGGUAUUGAUGUGGUUCUCUGAACAACUGUCUUAUCAGUCUAUAAAACUGUUAUUCAAUCUAAUACUGUAACUAUCCCAUAUUCAGGUGUUAUGCUUUGGUCUGAGCUUAACCCUACAGCCUUUGGAAUUGUAUUACUUGUAUAGGCUUACUUGAAAUAUUAUCAGACUAUCUCUGAUUCUACAAAUGUGGCCCAUUUGUACUUCUACUGUUUGAAUGAUUAGUGUGCUUAUCAGCAUAGCACACCCUUCACAUUCUGAAUAAUGGGAGUGGUUGUAUUUGUUGAGUGUGCUGUAUGCAUUUGUUGCUGAUACACUUCAAGUGACAGUGUUCUGUCUGUUGAUAUACCACAUUGGCUUUGACUGCUGCUCUAUGUUGGCCCUCAGCUAUUGCCAUCAAACUCCAGAGGACCCCAUGAGAUCUCCACAGUCCAUGCUCAUCAUGGACUCAUCAUUUUGAUUCUCUUUCAAACUGUUAUUAACUCUGUAAAAUAAAAUGUAUCCCUGUGA